AUGGGGCUUGAGGUUGGCACAUCAUCUACGAAGGGAGCCAAUGAUGGAGUUGUGACCGAUGUAGGGAAUGAUGUCACAGUGCGGCUGAUAGGAGCCAUUGUUGGAACAUGGCUGGGAGCUGUUGACAGAGUGGCACUGGGAGAAGAGGAAGGGCCGGCACUUGGUGCCGCGCUGGGCGCUCCUGUAGGGAGCGGCUCGGGCUUUCACUCGGCGAAGAGCUGGGCGGGAACUGGGGGAAGCAGAUGGACCGGCACUGGGGGAGGCACUUGGCUGCCGCUGGGAGACGAGCUGGGUGAUGCAGAGGGUCCGAGCUCGGGGUGCACUAGGGGCUCCAGUCGUGCUCUGCUGGGUGACUCACUUGGGCCCAGGCUUGGAGCGGCGCUGGGGGAAGAGCUGGGCCGGAACUAG
Messenger RNA from Seminavis robusta, 408 nucleotides. The record is from the annotation of a GenBank genome assembly. NCBI's taxonomy places the organism in Eukaryota, Bacillariophyta, Bacillariophyceae, Naviculales, Naviculaceae.